AUAAUGGGAAUUGCGUGGUGCAACUUGCCAUUUGUGGUGGCGAUCCCUGUCAUUAUCGUGCGCCCAAUUUAUUUUUAUAUUCAACAUCAGAUCUCGAUUGAAGUCGGUUGAACUCCACCAUGUUUAUUGCUCAGCCACCAAGAAACGGUUGCUGUUUUGGCCUAUUAGCCAAAUUCAAAUUCCCAAAGGAAUCCAAAUCAAAGGCAAUAAUUUCACUUAGUAAUAAUAAAAAGGGACAAAUCAUUUAUUAAUUUUAAAUAUAGUGUGAUACUGAUUCAUUAAUCAUUGAUAUUCCAUUCAUUCAUUCGUUAUCUCCGCCCUCGCCACCACCAUAACCGCCGCAGCACCAAUGACAGCUGGGAAUCAAGAGCAACAAAUUGAACUACUAACAUCGACCGAUGACGAUCAUGGUGGUGUUAUUGUUGAAUUGGAUAAGCCUAUGGACUCCACAACCUUUGUCCCCAUUCUCAGGGCUUCAAUUUCACACUGGAAAAAGCAGGGUAAGAGAGGCCUGUGGGUAAAAGUGCCUAUUCAUUUAGUCAAUCUUGUUGAAGCUCUAGUUAAGGAAGGAUUUUGGUAUCACCAUGCAGAACCAAAUUAUUUGAUGCUUGUACAUUGGAUAGCUGAAAGUGUAAACACUAUUCCAGCAAAUGCCACACAUCGAGUAGGGGUUGGUGCACUUGUUUCGAAUGAAAAAGGAGAGAUCCUUGUGGUUCAAGAAAAGACUGGACAUUUUCAAGGAACUGGAUACUGGAAACUCCCUACUGGAGUUGUUGAUGAGGGGGAAGAUAUUACUGCAGCGGUGGUAAGAGAGGUCAAAGAAGAAACAGGAAUUGACUCAGAGUUUGUGGAAGUAUUGGCAUUCAGACAAAGUCACAAGACAUUCUUUGAGAAGUCAGAUCUAUUUUUUGUGUGCUUGUUGCGGCCUCUUACUUCUGACAUAAAAAUACAGGAGGUUGAGAUAGAUGCUGCAAAGUGGAUGCCAUUUGAUGAAUAUGCAGCUCAGGCUUGGAUGGAGAAGUAUGAACUUAUGAAACAUGUAAAUAAAAUAUACUUGGCAAAGAUGAAUGGUUGGUAUUCUGGAUUAACUCCUGUAUCUACAACAUCACUGCCAUCUGAUGACAAAAUCAGUUAUCUCUACCUGAAUGCCAAGGGCCUCAAGAGGUGCAAUUCUUUGUAAGCAUCAUCAGCAAAUGUUUUUACUCGGUUAGGAAUAUAAUGCUGGAAUGGUUUCUGUCUUUGCCAUCUUAUUUACUAUCAUUUGAUUCAUUAAAGGUGAACAAAUGCAGGUCUUAGCUUCCUAAGGUUAAUUAAAAUAACUUCAAAUAAUUGUAUAUGUGAAUAUUGAACCUGAAGUUAGUUUCAUACUUCAUCUCAAAGUAUCUAUAUUAUAGUUGUUUGAAAGGCUAUACUAGGCCUACCCGAAAAAAUGUGAACGUGUACGUUAUAAAUAACUGGUAUGAUGUGAUUCUUUGGAAGCAUCAGAAGCGAACUUGCCUUAUGACAUCACCCAUGACUCAGAGUCAUAGUGCUAUCUAUGUUAGUGCUGAGUAGUGUACAUGUUCAUGUUCUUGUUGUGCUAAGAUGAUAAUUUCAUAACAUUGGAACAUUACUAUUGCCCAAAAUGAUAUUUGUAUAUCUUUAGAAUGGUGUUUUCUCCA
This is a messenger RNA of Arachis stenosperma, 1661 nucleotides long. RefSeq names its product nudix hydrolase 2-like. Gene Ontology annotation, molecular function: ADP-ribose diphosphatase activity; NAD binding; NADH pyrophosphatase activity. The transcript has 9 exons. NCBI's taxonomy places the organism in Eukaryota, Viridiplantae, Streptophyta, Magnoliopsida, Fabales, Fabaceae. Bases 350 to 1180 code for a protein of 276 amino acids. The record is from RefSeq and is a predicted model, not a curated record.